ACCAGAAAACUGACUAUAAAAUUAGGCCUCGAAGGUUGGCCUUUGUCAUCAUCGUCUUCAUGGCGUCGUUGAGUAGCAAAACACAUGGCAACAACCUGCGGAACGCAGUGGUUGCGCUUCUAGCUCCUCUUCCUUCCAUUUUCUUCUAUCUUUCCUUCCUCCGCCAUUACUCCACUGUAGAACCGGAUUCUCUUUCUCCUCUCUGGGCUUGGUGCUAUAGCCACCCUCUUCUGUUAGCCAACAUCCUCUUCUUCCUCAAUGUCAACCUUCUUUUCUGGCUUGUGGGUCUCCUCCAAUCCAGCCACUGGAUGAUAGAUUUGUAUUGGACGGUGAUACCCGUGCUGCUGGUUCAUUAUUUUGCAACUCACCCAUUAGCAGAAUACAACGCUUGGAGAUCAAGGCUUGUGAUAUUUUUGACGUGGGUUUGGAGCGUUAGGCUGACUCACAGUUACUUCCGCCGAGAAAAAUGGCAGUUUGGUGCCCGAGAAGACUGGAGAUUCAGCGAUAUGCGCCUACAGUAUGGCAAAAACUGGUGGUGGGCUUCACUCUUUGCCGUCUACCUUUCUCAGCAGGUUUUCCUGAUGGGAAUAUGCUUGCCUCUCUACGCUGUCCACUCAAAAGACAGGCAAUUGAACAUCUGGGAUUUAGUUGCUGCACUAGUCUGCUUGACUGGUGUUACUAUUGCAUAUUUCGCUGACACACAGCUCCACAAUUUUGUUAGUAGAAACGAAAAGCUGAAACAGCUCGGCCAAGCAUUAGUGCCGAAUCUUGAUGAAGGCUUAUGGCACUACUCACGACAUCCUAACUAUUUUGGUGAGCAGUUAUGGUGGUGGGGAUUGGUGAUCUUUGCUUGGAACUUGGAACACGGUUGGAUGUUUAUCGGUGCAUUGGUUAACAGCUUGUGCUUAGCCUAUGUCACUAUUCUUGUGGAGGAACGGAUGUUGAAACAGCAGUACAGGGCUGAAGCAUACAAGAACUACCAGAAAACAACAUCUGUGUGGGUACCUUGGUUCAAGACAUCCUUGGCUGGAAAAGAGAAGGAAACAUGAGCAAUAUUUGGCAUCUGUAAGUGUGAUUGGUAAACUCAUGUUCAUAAUUACUCACUUGCUUUUCAUGGUUGUUUAAUGUUGUGUUGUUAUUCUGGAAAUGGAAUUGAAAGAUGCUGUCAGUGAGAUGCAUUGUGUAAAAAGUUGAUAUUUGAGAGGAGUCCAAUAUCAGCAGAACAACUUUUGUUUAAGUGAAGCUAUUGAUGUAUUGCUUGCUGAUCUAA
Sesamum indicum (sesame) is the source of this 1270-nucleotide messenger RNA. Its product is annotated as 3-oxo-5-alpha-steroid 4-dehydrogenase (DUF1295). The record is from RefSeq and is a predicted model, not a curated record. NCBI's taxonomy places the organism in Eukaryota, Viridiplantae, Streptophyta, Magnoliopsida, Lamiales, Pedaliaceae. Gene Ontology annotation, cellular component: membrane.